UUAGUGGAAAGUAGCUAGCCUGGAGGCUAACGUCAUUGGAGUGCCGUUAACCGGAGUGACAACAGAGUAGUUUGGGAGGAAAAAACUGUCGCCAUUGGGUACAGCUCGGUUUAAACGUGUGGUCGCCAUGUCAGAGACAUACGAUUUCCUGUUUAAGUUCCUUGUGAUUGGCAGCGCAGGGACUGGGAAAUCCUGCCUCCUUCAUCAAUUUAUUGAAAAUAAGUUCAAACAAGACUCCAAUCACACCAUCGGCGUGGAGUUUGGGUCAAGAGUUGUCAAUGUUGGGGGUAAAACAGUCAAACUGCAGAUCUGGGAUACAGCAGGACAGGAACGCUUCAGGUCGGUGACUCGCAGCUAUUAUCGGGGCGCUGCUGGGGCUCUUCUUGUUUAUGACAUAACGAGUCGAGAAACCUACAACGCCCUGACUAACUGGCUGACUGAUGCUCGCACACUGGCCAGCCCCAAUAUUGUCAUCAUCCUUUGCGGAAACAAGAAAGAUUUGGAUGCAGACCGUGAGGUCACCUUCCUGGAAGCAUCUCGUUUUGCCCAAGAGAAUGAGUUGAUGUUUUUAGAGACGAGUGCAUUAACAGGGGAGAAUGUUGAAGAAGGUUUUCUGAAAUGUGCCCGCACCAUUCUCAAUAAGAUAGAGUCUGGUGAGCUGGACCCUGAAAGAAUGGGUUCUGGUAUCCAGUACGGCGAUGCAUCCCUAAGGCAGUUGAGGCAGCCACGGGGCACUGCUGCGCAAGUCAAGCAGCAAUGUAACUGCUAGGGAUAGGACACACUUCCUCUCCCCGCACACAACCUCUCCUGCUUCAGCUCCAGGUGUGUCUGGGUGUCAUCUCUCCCCCCCCCUCACAACCCUGCUGAGAUACCUAGAAACAUCUGGAUAAUUUUUUAUGAAGUCCGUCUGCACCUUCAUCUGCAACCACUGAGCUUAAGGAAGUGGCCUAGCGGUCAUGGAAAGGCACCUCUGAUCAAGUAGAGGGAUGGUAAAGGUGGUGUGGAAGAAUCAUGCAGAUUUAACCUUAUCCUGUGAUUCUUGUGUGUGUAUGUGUGUGUGUGUGUAUAUAUACACAUACACAAACACACGCACUUAGUUCCUGUAGAGUAAACAGUCAUCAGCCUGAUCUCUGUUCACUGGCAUCAGCGCAUUUGUUGACUUGCAUAUCUCUUGUUUAAAUUUAGGCUUCUCCAAUUCCAAGUAGAUAUUCCUUGCAAUGUCAACAUGGUGGCUGGAUUGCGCCAGCCUAAACCAGUUAUUCUAUCUGCACAGACCAGUUUUGAAGGAAGGUUUACUGUUUCCAUGAAUAUCACUUCAUCGGCCUGGUUCUAAGACGAUCUUGCUCAUAUGGUACAAUCUUUGUGUUUAGUGUAGAUUUAGUAAAUAUAGCCUUGUAUAAAUCAAUUUCCUAUAGAUCACAGUUUCAGUUAUGUACCUAAAAAGAAUAUGCAGCUGAGACCUUUAAGCACAAAGGGUAGAGGGUUGAUCUUCCCCUCUAGAAUCACCGAUCAUUAUCUUUGUGCAUAUCAGUUAUUUACUGCAGAAUGUCUUGUGUAGGUUAUACAAUUCAUAACCUGCAGAAGCCAUUUUGCACUGGGUGGGCUAUCAUCUGAUGUAUCAGGCUGUGUUAUUUAUUGAUGUGAAACAGACCACCAACUCUCUGGAUGUGGAAAAGAUUUUAAUGUAUUUAAUUUUAUCGAUUUAAUCCUUAAACAGACGACAGCCUAAAGUCAUAUACUUCAGUGUCUCCAAGCUGGAACAUGGCCCCAAAAUAUUACACUCUUAGAUUGCUAUUAUUUGUGUUUUUGCACUUCUGCUUUGUGCACAGAAAUCCAGAAUGUUACUAUCCCGAAAGAUUUAGGAGGCUUUUUGCACUGUGUGACCAGUUGAGAAUCGCCAUACACCACAGAGACCAUCUUCACAAGAUUUCAUCCAUACACUCAACCAGAGAAAAGACAAUAUGUACGGUUAGAUAGAAUUGUUGCCCCGCUCUCACGCACACAUUUUUUAGCUUCUGUAUUUUAAAUAGCGUCUCUGUUACAUGUGCAGGUUCUCAUUCUGCUCUUUUUUCCCCCCGCUCUCUGCAAGUGCACUUUUUGACUGUUAAUGUACUUUACCUAUAGAAUUGUAAAAAAUUUAGUAAUCUAAAUAUUAUAUAGUGGCAAUUAUUAUAAGAAGUAAUCAUUCCUUACAUAAGAAAUGAGCUUAUAUCAGUGGUCCAAAGUUAUCAUACUAGGUAGAUGGUAUAUUGCAAAAUACUGAGCAGUUGAAUGUAAUUCUUGGACUGCCUGCAUGGCCUCACCUCACUGACUAUAUGUCUUUGUAACUUGAGGGAUAGAAGCUGUUUAAAAAGGGUUACAAUUAGUAAGGAUUUAACGUCUACCUAACAUGUUCUGAAAUGUUAUAGUACUAUGCCUGGGCAUUUACAAAGAAUAAAUCACUUGACAACCUUCACCUCUUGACAUUAAUUUGGCACACCUGCUUUGGCAGAUUGUUUAUUCUGUAAAUUACAAUGGAGCUUAUACUGUACAUACGACUCAAACAUGAGUUACAUGCUUAAAAAGAUUACUGCUAACCAAAAAAUGAAACCUGGUCUGUAGUUGUUGAUUUUGACAGCAGUGUCUCUGGCUACAUCUGUCUUUACUCUGAAGUUUAAAGACUUGCCCAUGUACUGCAGAUACUCAUCUGUUGCUUAGCAACAAGUGUUUUUUUUUUUUUUUUUUUCAUUUAUGAAUUCUGUAUAUCUGAAUCAUCAAUGAUGUAAAUACUAUUGAACUUGGAUUAUUGGAUUCUUUUGCGGAGGGGGGUGCUUGUUAAAUUUUAAAGUCUAACAAUUAUAAGUAAAGUUUGCUUGUUUUUUAUGUUAUACAA
Clarias gariepinus (North African catfish) is the source of this 2872-nucleotide messenger RNA. RefSeq names its product RAB4B, member RAS oncogene family (gene rab4b). Gene Ontology annotation, cellular component: endosome. NCBI's taxonomy places the organism in Eukaryota, Metazoa, Chordata, Actinopteri, Siluriformes, Clariidae. The record is from RefSeq and is a predicted model, not a curated record. Gene Ontology annotation, molecular function: GTP binding; GTPase activity. Gene Ontology annotation, biological process: Rab protein signal transduction; regulation of endocytosis. The coding region runs from base 128 to 769 and encodes 213 amino acids. The transcript is spliced from 8 exons.